Anopheles coluzzii is the source of this 2568-nucleotide messenger RNA. Its product is annotated as prion-like-(Q/N-rich) domain-bearing protein 25. NCBI's taxonomy places the organism in Eukaryota, Metazoa, Arthropoda, Insecta, Diptera, Culicidae. The record is from RefSeq and is a predicted model, not a curated record. The transcript is spliced from 7 exons. Bases 103 to 1920 code for a protein of 605 amino acids.
GCAGUGAUCAGUGGUUGAUUAGCCGUUGGCUGGGAAUGUUUGGCAUUUGGCGCGCUCACUUGUCCAUUCUCAGUGCUAACAGUGAUACAGUGUUUUGGUAGAAUGUCGCGUUGCGCAGUGGUUUUAUUAGUUUUAUUAGCCGUGCAAGGGUCACGUAGCAUCAUAUGGCCAUGCGAGGACAGCAGUGACUGCAAGGCGGAGAACGCACACUGCUCCAUCUACGGGUACUGCCAGUGCCCGGCCGGUUAUGUCUUCUCGACCGAUGUCACGCGCUGCCUGCCCGAGUCCGCGUAUGGCGUAGCGUGUCAGGAGGCGGUCCAGUGCUCUCAUAUGCUCACCGGUGCCAAGUGCGAGGCCGGCGUUUGCACCUGUGACAGCGACUACACGUACGUACGCGGCCGGUGCCGGAAGCUGGUCGAUCUUGGCCAACCGUGCAGCGACGAUAUCGAUUGCUUCUUCAGCCACAACCGGGAGUCGGUCGUGUGUCACCGGGGCUCGUGCGAGUGUGCCGACGGGUUCUAUCGGCGCAGCAGCAACGUCUGCCGGCGGCGUGUGACAAAUGGUGAGGAAUGUCUCGUGCAUCAGGACUGUGAUGGGGACAAUCUGCGGUGCGUAAACCAGCGUUGCACCGACGCGGCAGCACAAACAGCCAAAUCGCUCCAGGAUGUGGCCAUUCAAACGUCGCAAUCCCUGGAAAAGCCGCACGUGGAAGGGUCACCGGCGAAAGCGCCACCGGCACCAACAACGCGCGACGCUGAAACGAACACGGACACGGCGGCCGCCACCAAGCGGGUACAGAUCAGCACGAAACGAGCGGCAAAGGAGUGUGAAAGAUGUCGCAAAUUUGGCGAUCCGUGCGUGGAGGAGGGCGUCGAAUGCCCCGAGGUGCCUUACACGGUGUGUCGGAUGGGCCAGUGCCACUGCCGGGAAGGGUACUACCACAAGGAGGGCCGCUGUAUGGCCGAGCUGGGCGAGUAUGUGCACGACGGCCAGUACUGCGAGCCGGGCACGGAGUUCAGCAACAGACGGUGUACCUGCCGCAACGAUCAGUUCUACGAUAACAACAUGCGCACGUGCCUAAAGUCCGCGCUGGGCAUCAACACAUCCUGCACGCAGCAGAGCCAGUGCUCACCGUACGGGGCGGCCUACUGUCCGAGUGUGUCGCCGAAGCGGUGCACCUGCCACCCGUACGCCCGGUACGACGAGGCCACCGAGCUUUGCGUCGCAAAGGACGGCUACGAGGCGUACUGUGAGCGGGACGGCGAUUGUGCGCUGGCCAACGCGCGCUGCUCGACCGAAAAGACGUGCGUCUGCAAGCCGAGCUACUACUACGUGAAUGAGCGGUGCAAGGCGGCCAACGGUGGCGAGUGUGAGACGGCCGCGGACUGUGCCUUCGAGGAGGCCGUCUGUCAAACGCCGAGCGUACAGUCGGAGGACGAGAGCGUCGAGCCGGCCGAACCGAAACGGUGCAGCUGCGGGAAGGGCCACUACUAUCAGGCCAGCGGCAACCGGUGCCUGAAGGAGGCCGAGCAGUACGGCGACGAGUGUAGCGUGGACGAGCAGUGCCAGCCGCUGCUGGGCGAGCUGGGCCAGUGCAUCGAGGGCCAGUGUCAGUGCGAUGAGAACGAGCAUCACUUCAAAGACGGCAAGUGCAACAUGAAGAUAGCGCUCGAUGCACGCUGCUCCAAAACGAGCGAGUGCUUCGUGGACGGCGACGACCAGGACAAUGUCGAAUGUCGCAAUUCGGCUUGUCAGUGUAAGUUUGACUACUCCCCGGACGUGGAGCGGCAGAAGUGCAUUAGACCUAGCGGCAAAAAUUCUUCCGAUCGCCCCAGUGCCCUGAAGGUGAUUACACUCCUGCUGACCAGUGCCGCCGUUCUGAUUACGGGUUCUGCUCUGCGGGAUGCCUACUACGGCUAAGAGCGUGCCGUCAACGCAAGGCAACAGAAAAGCGAGCUUCGAGCAAGGGAGAGAAGAACGGGCAAUCGAUUCAAACGAUUAUUCGUACAUUUGGUUGCAACUCGUUAUCACUAUCCUGUACAUAUAGCUUGAUUUUCUCACCUCCCGAACGGUUUGGGGGUUUCCUUUCGUUUGUCCAUCGUACAGCGCUACGGAUUUGUUAAUGUUUCAUCCCGGUAGCACCAACUGUUUCUACCCAACUUCACCAAUACAAUGCGAAACAAAUAAACAGCAAUACUAACAGACUAACACACCAAUUGCACAGUGCAAUACAAACAAAAAGAGCGACAUACGGGCAUAGAGGAUAAAAUCGAUUCCGCAUCGACUACGGCACGUGUUUUUUAUAUGCUUCAGUGAAAAUCGUUUCACCAUUCGCUGUAUGUGUGUGUGUGUGGUACAGCGAAAUACGGUUGCAAUGGAACGAUCGAGCGAACGAAACGUUUCACUAUAAACAGUGUAUCUGCUGCUUGCUAAGUGCAAAGCAAAGGCAUUUGAAGAGAAUAUGACGAAUAGAAAUAAUUGAACUAAUAAUAAUAAUAAUAAUAAUAAUAAUAAUAAUAAAGCAAUAUGGGCGGCCUCUGUAGCGGAUUGAUGCCGUUAGUUUUUUUU